Molecule: messenger RNA, 1327 nt
Organism: Neurospora crassa OR74A
Lineage: Eukaryota; Fungi; Ascomycota; Sordariomycetes; Sordariales; Sordariaceae
Product: CCC1
Exons: 1
Coding region: 216-1139 (307 amino acids)
Biological process (GO): intracellular manganese ion homeostasis
Cellular component (GO): fungal-type vacuole membrane
Molecular function (GO): manganese ion transmembrane transporter activity; iron ion transmembrane transporter activity
Source: RefSeq, a predicted model, not a curated record
CUGAUAUCAAACGGCCUUUGCUGUUUCUUGUUUUCACGCCAUCUUUUUGUUGCACCCAUCCGCCUUCAUUGAACACUUCCUUUCCAUCUCAAAUUCUGUACUGGAAACAGCCACACGAACCAAUACAUUUCCAGGCACAAAUCACAAGUCAACAUACAACCACAAUCUCAACUUGAACCAAAACAUCAUCACCGACCCGACCAACAAUAAACACCAUGACUUCAUCACCAGAAACAUCGCCACUCCUCGGCCCUAGACCUACAACAGCCGACCUGCCCCCCUCAGAAUAUGAACCACACAAAACCCGGCCCGGCUCAAUUCGCAGCCUGCGUUCCUGCCUCACCAGCUCCUCCAUCACAGCCACCGCCGCCGCCGGGCCGUGUCCGCGCCAACAACUGCCGUCUAAGCCUUCCGACAGCGCCUCCUCCUCGUCGUCGUCCAAAAAAUCCAACACCUUUGACGGCCUUUUCCGGGACAUCAUCCUCGGCUUCUCCGACGGCCUUACGGUCCCCUUUGCCCUAACCGCCGGUCUUUCCACGUUGGGAUCCACGAAACUGGUCAUCAUGGGCGGCCUAGCCGAGUUGUUCUCGGGGAUGAUCAGCAUGGGCUUGGGCGCCUACUUGGCGGGCGUGACGGAGCGACAGCACUGGGAGGCGGAGCAUGCGCGCAAAGCGUGGGAGGUGUCGAACCUGCCGCAGCUGGAGCAGUCGGAAAUUUUGGCUAUUCUGGAGGACGAAUAUGGGGUGUCGCGCGCCACGGCGGCAGCGCUGGUGCAGGAUCUGUGUCGAAAGGGGAACGAAGAGAAUCUGGUGCGGUUUUUGAUGGAUCUACAGGUGCGCAUGAUGGAGCCGGACCUCAAUCGGGCGUGGGUCAGUGCUGGAGUGAUGGGCCUUAGUUAUUUUGUGGGUGGUCUGAUUCCGAUGCUGCCGUAUUUUUUUAUGGAGAGAGCGAGGGAGGCGUUGUGGGUGUCGGUGGUGAUCACGGCGUUGAUCUUGCUUGGGUUUGGCUUUGUCAAGAAUUGGGUGACGAUUAGGACGAGGGAGGCCGGGGUUUGGGGAGCGGUGCAGACGUUGAUUAUUGGGGCGUUGGCGGCGGGGACGAGCUAUGCGAUUGUGAGGUUGUUGGAUUCGGACCAUUAGGGGGAACGACUUUGAUUGUUGUUGGUUGGUCAUGAUGUACAUGGGCAUGUAUGGGUUUGGCGUUGGGGUCAGCAAUUUUCGGUCAGGCAUGUCGUAUAACAGCGGCGGCGUUCAAGGCGUUCCAUUGGGAGGAAAGGUCGGGCAAAAGUCAAUAUCUUUGAUACCAAUGAUAUUCAAUUCAUCUCUCG